This is a messenger RNA of Bombyx mandarina (wild silkworm), 8279 nucleotides long. RefSeq names its product transient receptor potential cation channel, subfamily M (gene Trpm). The record is from RefSeq and is a predicted model, not a curated record. Gene Ontology annotation, biological process: protein tetramerization; metal ion transport; monoatomic cation transmembrane transport. Gene Ontology annotation, cellular component: plasma membrane. NCBI's taxonomy places the organism in Eukaryota, Metazoa, Arthropoda, Insecta, Lepidoptera, Bombycidae. Gene Ontology annotation, molecular function: monoatomic cation channel activity.
UCUUGCCACGGAACCGUGUGGGGUUAUCGCGUCUUCGCACAAAAACUUUCUUACGUCAAAUCAAUGGAUAUAACCUAACUCACCGCGAGUUUCGCAGACCAAGGACCGAAAUGUGACCCGUUCAUUGCUCAAGGCUCAGAACAGUUUUAAUCGAUGAGCCCGUAAACCCGUGUUUAAUAGUUUAGAAGUGUGCCAGUGAUGUGAAUUUUUUUUUGUGGUUGUGUAUCGUGCGAUUUAAGGAAAUAUGAGUAUUCAAAAGUGUUUUCUGGAUAACUCCAGCCGGAUGAUCAAAGCCAUGUCGACGGCUAAGUCAAACAACACUGAGACAAAGACGAAAACAACAAGAAGCUGGAUAGAGAGCACAUUUCAGAAGCGAGAGUGUAAAUGCUUCGUUCCCAGCGCUAAGGAUGAGCAUGUGUGCUGGUGCGGCCUUAGCAGAACAGCUCAUGGCGCCAACAUCGUCACCGCUAACCCUGGAGAGGCGUGGGUACCAGCUCGGCACACGCAAGCCGGCCCUACAGACGCUUACGGGACAGUCGAGUUUCAGGGCGGGCCACAUCCAACUAAAGCCCAGUACGUGCGGCUAUCUCACGACACCAGGCCUGAGUUAAUAGUCCAACUUUUGACCAGAGAGUGGGCUCUGGACAGGCCAAAACUCCUCAUCACUAUACAAGGAGGCAAAGCAAACUUCGAUCUACAGCCCAAACUCAAGAAAGUGCUCAGAAAAGGUCUGCUCAAAGCCGCUAAAACAACCGGGGCGUGGAUAUUCACCGGCGGCACUAAUACGGGUGUGACCCGUCAAGUUGGAGACGCGUUGCAGUUGGAGAGAUCCCAGCGGGCAGGUCGCGUGGUCAGCAUCGGAAUAGCGCCGUGGGGUAUCGUCGAGGGGGCCAACGAGCUCAUCGGGAAAGGGCGAGAUGUGCCUUACCACGCUAUCGCUUCUCCCAGAUCAAAACUGGCGGUGCUGAACAACAGACACGCAUACUUCUUGCUCGUAGACAACGGGUCUGUCGGCAGGUACGGAGCCGAGAUCGUGUUGAGGAGGAAACUGGAGAAAUACAUUGCCGCCCAAAAACUACAUCCCUACACGCAUUCGUCGACGCCCGUCGUGUGUCUGGUCAUCGAAGGUGGAACGAACACAGUGAGAGCGGUUCUGGAGUACGUAACUGAUAACCCUCCGGUGCCGGUGGUGGUCUGCGAUGGAAGCGGUCGGGCAGCGGACCUCAUCGCUUUUGUUCAUAAGUACGCAUCGGAAACCGGCGAACAAACAGUACUGGAGUCAAUGCGAGAUUACCUGAUAGGCACCAUACAGAAGACCUUCGAAGUCGGACUGCAGCAAGCAGAGUGUUUGUACACGGAACUAUUGCAGUGCACGAGGAAGAAGAAUUUGAUAACGGUCUUCAGGAUUCAAGAGCGCGCAGAAGGUGGAGAGGUCCAAGAGCUUGAUCAGGUCAUACUGACGGCGCUUUUCCGGGCUCAGCAUCUAACUCCGAGCGAACAGUUGUCUUUAGCCCUCACUUGGAACCGGGUCGACAUCGCCAGAUCCGAGAUCUUCGUUUAUGGACAGGAAUGGCCUCCAGGCGCCCUAGACGAAGCCAUGAUGCAAGCACUGGAGCACGAUAGGAUUGACUUCGUUAAGCUUCUCCUCGAGAACGGCGUGUCCAUGAGGAAAUUCCUCACGAUUCCUAGACUUGAAGAACUUUACAACACGAAGAGCGGGCCUAGUAACACCUUGAGGUACAUCUUAAGGGACGUGAGGCCUCAUCUGCCCAAAGGCUACGUGUACACGCUUCAUGACAUCGGUUUGGUGAUCAACAAACUCAUUGGAGGUGCUUAUAGGUGCUACUACACACGUCGGAAGUUUCGACCGAUCUACGCAAAGGUGAUGAACAAAAGCGUCAAUGUACAUCGCAACAGUGCGUCCUUCACCAGGCACAACGCUGGAGGCCUGUCGCUCAUCACCGGCUUCAUGCCGGUCACCAGUGAAAUGGCGCUUUUCGAUUAUCCUUUCAACGAGCUUUUGAUGUGGGCAGUCUUAACGAAGAGACAUCAAAUGGCACUCCUCAUGUGGACACAUGGCGAGGAGUCGCUUGCGAAAUCACUAAUAGCAUGCAAGCUGUACAAGGCCAUGGCCCACGAGGCAGCCGAGGAUGAUAUGGAGACUGAAGUUUACGAAGAGCUAAGGCACUACGGAAAAGAAUUUGAGAAUAAGGCUUUGGAGCUUCUAGAUUACUGCUACCGCCAAGAUGAUGAUCAGGCCCAGCAACUCCUCACGUGCGAGCUCCAGAACUGGUCCGGUCAGACCUGUCUCAGUUUAGCCGUGACCGCGAACCAUCGUGCGCUACUCGCUCAUCCGUGCUCACAAAUAAUCUUAGCCGACUUAUGGAUGGGUGGACUUAGAACGAGAAAGAACACCAAUCUCAAGGUAAUUCUGAGCCUGCUGUGUCCGCUGUACAUUCUGAGAUUGGAGUUCAAGUCCAAAGAGGAACUUCAGCUGAUGCCGCAGACGGAAGAAGAGCAUCUAGAGAACGAGAGCAUCGAGGAUGAUAGGAGCACCAAGGAUCCGACAGAUGCCGAGGUGGGAGUUGUCAAACGGCGUACCCUUUCUAUCAAGAAGAUCAUGCCACCGGGAGAGCAAAACAUAACUAAGGCGUUGAUUGGCUCAGGGGAAUGCGAGACCCGGGUCGAUCAGAACGGGAAAGUUGGUAAAGUAGGAUGGGAACCAUCGUACAGAGAGCUGCCAGAGUACCACCCAUCUGAAAUUAAACGUAUGAGGCCCCUGCGACUGAGGAAGAAGAUCUAUGAGUUCUUUACGGCACCGAUCACUAAAUUUUGGGCCGAUUCGAUAGCCUACAUAUUGUUCCUGUUGAUGUUUACAUACACAGUAUUAGUCAAGAUGAAUCCUACACCUUCUUGGCCGGAAAUAUAUUCUAUAUGUUAUAUAUUAACUUUCUUAUGCGAGAAGAUUAGAGAAAUCGUAACAUCCGAGCCUGUUGCCAUUAGACAUAAGUUCAGUGUGUGGGCAUGGAACAUGUGGAACACGUAUGACGCUGGUUUUAUAAUAUUCUUCUUAGUGGGAUUGACGCUGAGACUCAGAGAGAUCUCAAGAGACGUAGGGAGAGUGAUAUACUGCGUCGAUAUUAUAUAUUGGUACCUAAGGAUCUUGAAUAUAUUGGGUGUCAAUAAGUACUUAGGUCCCCUAGUCACAAUGAUGGGUAAAAUGGUAAAGAACAUGAUAUACUUCGUGGUGCUAUUGCUAGUGGUAUUAAUGUCUUUCGGUGUUGCCAGACAAGCUAUACUCCACCCAGACAAGGACGCUAGUUGGCAUCUAAUCAGAGAGGUAUUCUACCAACCGUACUUCAUGUUGUACGGUGAAGUAUUCGCUGGCGACAUAGAUCCUCCUUGCGGGAAGGAGAUCGGCGACCGGAAAUGCGUCACCGGAAGAUGGAUCACGCCCAUCGCCAUGACAGUGUACCUGCUCAUCGCCAAUAUAUUACUGAUCAAUCUCCUAAUUGCCGUUUUUAAUAAUAUAUUCAACGAAGUCAAUGAAGUCUCGCAUCAGGUGUGGAUGUUCCAAAGGUUCACAGUGGUCAUGGAGUAUGAACAGAAGCCAGUUCUGCCGCCACCUCUGAUCAUCUUCUGCCACAUCUACGCCGUUGGCAAGUGGGUGACCAGAAACGUCUCGCACAAGAGAUUCCAAUACGACAACGGACUGAAGCUGUUCUUGGAGAAAGAAGACAUGGAGAGGCUUUAUGACUUCGAAGAGGAAUGCGUGGAGGGAUACUUUAGGGAACAAGAAAUAAAAUUAUCGAAUUCAAUAGAGGAGAGAGUUAGGAAUACAACAGAUAGGGUAGAACAUAUAACGACCAAAAUGGAAGACUUGAAUCAAAAGGCAAAUUGCCAAAUACAAUCGAUGCAGAGCGUUGAGUUUAGGUUAAGAAAGCUCGAAGAUAUAGCGGAGCAGACGAUGAGCCACCUGGCGGUGAUACACAGGUUCAUGGCGACUCAUCCUUCGCUGGUCAACCGGGGGUCCACAGACACUCUCGGACCGCCGCCCCCAAGCUUCCAGGCCGGGGGGAAUAGACUUAGAACUGCCAGUGAUCGCUCCGAGGUACUAUCAGACAGCGACACUGGUGCUCGCUUCGCCGUGCGCCCGGUACAAGAGGAGGACGAACAACCCUCCUGCCACUCUGACGACGAGCUGCCGCAGUCGGGAACAGAGGCUAUAUGUGGAGAAGCCAAGGAGCCGGAAGCCGACUCGAUAUCCACUUCGUCCGGAGGGAGCGCAGCCGGUCCUGACGUCACGGUGGUACGACAGCAACCAGCCAUAAUGCCGGCCAGACAACGAUCAUCGGAUAGCAACAGAACCGAACCCAGUGAUGAGAAGAAAGUGGCAUCAUCGACAGACGACGCUUUCCUCCCAGAAGUCCGCGAAAUGCCUACAGACCUGCACAGCUUGAGACCUCGGACCACAUCGGGCGGGACAAGACGUACAGCUAACACCAGAAGGCGCUCCGAAGGGGGCAACGACUGCGGCAUGGGCCCCUACUCCUCACAACACCUGGCUCCAAGGAGACAGCACAGUCAAACGCAUUCUGAACCCGACAACUCUGCAGUAGACGCUGGCUCUGUGCACAAUUCCGUAACAGGUCCUCAAUCGGGGUGGGAGGGUGCGGGGACCACGGGGGCCGCGGGGGGGACAGGGAGGGCUCGCGUGGGGGGCGCGCCCCGCUCCCUGCUGCUCGCCAUGCACGAGUACACGAGCAUCACGGACGAACUGGAAACUGUCUAUGGACUCUUCUCACCGCCGCACACGCCGAGAACACCGAUAACUUCACGUCUGCUGUCCCCCGCCCGCGCGGCCUCCCCCUCCGUCCGUCGACGUCACGCCAGCGAGAUGUCCAACCCCGAGUUCGCACUCUUCAUGGAGAAGGAACACCUUCGAGGAGCCGAAGAAGACGACUACAUCAUCAUGGAGAACCUGAUCCAACGGCGCCUAGAAAUGGGGUCUGUACUGGACAGAUACGAGGAGGAGGAGGGCGGGGAGGGGGCGGCCGCGGGGGGAGCGAUCAGCAUCAGCGUCUGCGUCAACACCAGCGAGGAGCAACCACAGAGCUCGAGUCUCCUCACCGUGACAGACAGACGUCUACCGCAUCAGAGGCACUCGCUAAGGAGAUCUUCAGCUGUCGACAGCCGGGAGCUUCCGUCGCCCCUGCAGCCUCUGCUCGGAGAUGAUGCUUGUUGCGAAGUCUUACUGCCGGUUCCGAGACAGCCUUCGGGAGAUACGAAUGCAUCUAGCGACCUCUCGCUCUCACACAUGGUGAGCGAGAAUCUCCCGCCGCGGCCCUCCAUAGUGCUCGACUCGUCUCAGCUCCCGCGUCAAAGGUCCGCGGAGCAACAGCAGCCGCAGCCUCCGGGACCGUCCAGACCCGAGACAAUGUGCUAAGUCUACCAGUUCACGGCGUAAACAAACUUGAGAUAAAUAUGUAAAUGUAAGUGACCUAAAAGAAGAACGUACAGACAGACGGUGUUGGAGAGGACGCAUUAGUAUUAUAGUGAACAUAACACCAAAUAUUAUUUGUAAAUUUGUAACGUCUCCGCACGUUUUAUCUAUCGAAAUCUUUAUAUAACUUUUUCUAUUGGAAAUAUUUGAGUCCAUUCUUUGAUGCGUCUGCAGCAUUAAAUACGGUUGGGAUUUAUUACAAAAAAAUCGCGAAGUUGGUUCAUUGGAUGGCGGAAGUGAUGUUUUAGAUCGACUCGUUUGGCAAUGAGAGCCAUAAAUAUUUUUUACAAGACUACAUUGAGUGUACCUACUAAUCUUUUUAUCAAUUAUUUGGCACAUCAAAUUAUUUUGUUCAAACAAGAAUACUGGUAGAUGAUGUGAUUUAAGCUGUUGUUAUAGUUUAGGUGAAUAUGCAGUAAGCGUUUUAAAACGUCUAAUAAAAUGAAAUUAUCGUAAAUACAAAUCGCGCGAUAAAGUAUACAAAAAUUUUGUUAAAUCAAUAAUACGCUCUUUUUUUUUAUUAAUAGACGCGCGUGUUUUUUUUGUGUAUUUUUUUUUAAUUGGAACCUCAAAUGAUUAUUUUUUAUUUACCAUCAAAAACAUUUAUUGGCUGUUUAGCUAGAUUUGGAAAGACAAUAAAUUAAAAAUCAAUACUACACAAUAUACGAGCACUAUGAUUGUAAGAUUGAUGAGUCUAAUUGUGAGUUGGUGUAUGUUACUAGUUAAAUAAAUUUCGCUUCAACGAAUGGACUCAAAAUUGUACCCAAAAUCUUAUUCUGAGUGAUGCCCAAAUAGACUGAUUUGAACACAAUUCUAAAUCUUAUCAUAUCGACUGUAGAACAGUACUGUUUUGCUCUAUACAUAUGUAUAUUUUAUGUUUCUUUAAAUUUUGACCUAUAAAUAUUAUCUAAUUCAAUUAUCAUUGGCAGUGACGGAUUUAGGCUUGAUCGCGCCCUAGGCCCUGUUUAUCAAACCGCCCUUAAAGUUCGAAUAAACUUCAGUAAUUUAGAUCCAAAAUUUUUUUAUUUUAAAUUUAAAAUAAUGAUAGUAAUUUUUUUAAUUAUCGGAAUUAAUUUUCAAAGGAGACUGUCUUUAUUGCUUUUCAUCUAUGAAAUUUUGGCAUUUAAAAAUACCCUCUAAUCUGCCGCCGCCCUAGACCCGGGCCUCACGAGCCUAGGCGUAAAUCCGCCACUGAACAUUGGUUUGACUUUUAGAAGUGAGAAUGGAUAACCAAUAUGGGGUAGGUAGCGAAAGAUUCACUUGAAUUAUUCUCAUUUAAAUUCCUUGAUUUUCGCUGUAAAAACGGUAAGUAUUUGGAAAACCUUUGGCUUCAACUUUUCCUGCUUUCUUACUUGUACAAUCUCACUUCAGGAUCUUAAAAGUUAGUAAAUGGGAAGGUGAAAUCUUGCGAAAAUGCUUUUUUAACUUGUAAUACAAUUUUUGGAUAUUUUCCAUCAUGGUAGAAAAAAAGUACAUUAUUUGAAACUUCCGUCACGGGUUUCAUUCCGUUACAAAAAAUCCCAUUUCAGAAGAUUUUAAGCUUAACUCUUUUGAUCUAAUCGCGAUAAUAAUUUACAAAAAAAAGCAUAUAUGUAUGUAUAGCAUGUUAGUACAUUUAAAUGAUUAAGAAAAUCGACAAUACAUUCAUUAGUGCUCAGUCUGUAAAUAAUGUUUUCAAUAAUAUAAACGGUAUGAUAAUAAAAUGAACUGAGUUUUAAAUGUUUAAGGUAAAUAGAUUUUAUCAAGAUAGGAGUACAUACAGACCCUUUUAAAAGGAAUUUGUCCUGCCUGCGGAGUGAAAUUAUUCUUUGCUAAAAACCUUUUUUAAGAAAUACGUCGAGUACAUGCGUUUUUUUUACUCUCAGAAUAAUGAAAUUAACAUAUCAAAAAUAUUUUAUCUUCCCUUAAUGAUUUAAUCAUUGAAAAAUCGUUUUAACAUAGAUUUUAGUUUCAGAAUUUAGACUAUAAAGUGUUUUAUAAUUUACGGAAUGAUAAUGAAAUUUUAAAUAUUUUUACCGAUCUAUUUAUUCAUCAUUUAUUAAUAUUCAAAGGCAACGUCAUCACAAUGUGUUCAAUUAUACCAAAUAUUUUGUGCAAAAUUUACCAUUUAUUAAAUUUUCAGUACAAUCGAAGCUAAUUCAUGUAUAUAGUUGUAAUGAAUUAAAGAAAACCGAAAUAUGUAGAAAUGAAAAUAAUAUGUAUAUUAGAUGAUUUUCUAACUCUAAUAAACCUAUUGUGCUUAAGAAUUGAUGUAAUAAUAAAGAUAUUCAAUAAUUUAUUUAACGUAGGCAUAGACGCAGGUUUUUAUCAAAUUGCAAGGAACCAAAAAAAUCUAUCGUACAUUCAAGUACUUGACAGAAGUUAGCCAUUUUGACAUGAGAAGAUAUAAUUUCAAAGUUAAUAAUAUUUAAAAUCCUAAUUCAGCCUUGAAUAGUAUGAAUAUUUUACGAUUAAUUUCAGUAAUGUAAGUUUACAUAGAUGAUAUUAGUUUUAUAGCCAUCGUCAUUCCGUCACGUCCAAAUUUGUCAAGGUUCAUAACAAGCAAGAUAUCAAUCUUUUACAAAGCUAUAGAUUGAUGCAAAUGCCGUUGAACCUGCCCACUUAAUUGUACUUAAUAAAGUAAUAUAAAACCUAGUAUUUUUUAAUUAUUUGUCUGUAACCAUUUAGCGAAAUUCUUUGUUGAAUUUAAAUAUAAAUUAAAACAAUAGUUACCAGUAUUUUAAUGUAUGAGGUUUUGAUAUUUUUUCAAAACUAUUUUAAGGGUUUAUUAAUACAC